Pollicipes pollicipes is the source of this 380-nucleotide messenger RNA. Its product is annotated as chordin-like protein 1. NCBI's taxonomy places the organism in Eukaryota, Metazoa, Arthropoda, Thecostraca, Pollicipedomorpha, Pollicipedidae. The transcript has 2 exons. Gene Ontology annotation, biological process: dorsal/ventral pattern formation; negative regulation of BMP signaling pathway. Gene Ontology annotation, molecular function: BMP binding. The record is from RefSeq and is a predicted model, not a curated record. The coding region runs from base 1 to 357 and encodes 118 amino acids.
AUGCAAGAUCAGGGUCGGGAGCUGACGCCCGAGGAAGUGCUGCAGGCCGGCGGCUGCCGCAAGUCCUCGAAAUUCUACCGGAAUGGCGACCAGUGGAACCCGCGCAUCGUUACCAUCGGCGUGCUGCCCUGCGUGGUCUGCCACUGCAGGGACCGCCAGAUAUCGUGCUCGCGCAAGCAGUGUCCGAAGCUCACGUGCGGCCUCACCAAGAAGCAGCCAGGCGAAUGCUGCGACGUGUGCCGGCGAUCGGCCGAGCCAACGGCGAUCGGCGAUCGGCCGGGCAAGGCGCCAUCGGCCAACGGCGAUCGGCCGGGCAAGGCGCGGCGGCGCCACGCGCCGCGCUACCGCCGGACGUAAGCGGCGUCGCGCGGCGCCCCCAC